CGACCAUUUUGACAUCGUCCGUCAUACCGUUCGUAUGCCGGACGCUUAUGACGAAAGGAAGCUCUCCCCAUGGACGGUCCGGCAUGUCAUGGCGGCGAUAGACGUCAGACGUAUGACGGACGCCCAUCUCUACCGUCAGAUGGUCCGGCAUAUCAUGGCGGAUAGAAAUCUACGUAUGUGUGUGUAACUGCACAAAAAAAAUGACACAACACCAUCAUGUGGCGUUGUUUACUUGUGGUAUUCUGGUUAUUUUUUUGUCGUGGUGUUUCAUAUGUUUUGCGUGGUAUCUAUGAUUAUAUUCUUUUUCUUUACCUAGGUUGCAUUUGUCUGCCGAUGCUGCUGAAGAAGAUUUGAACCGUGGAUCUAUAAGAUAAAGAGACGUUAUGGGCCCAGGGAAAGUUCUAGGAAAGAUUCCUAAGAAAUAAAGUUAAAAGCCGUUUGUGUAUUGUGUUUUCGUGCGUGCGUGUAUCGUAUCGGUUUCUGGCGUGAAUCGAAAAAGACAAUAAUGGCGGACGUCGGAAAGUUCUCUUUUCCUAGGCUAAAUAACCACAAUUACGUAAGCUGGAAGUUCCGAAUGGAAAUGCUGCUAAUUCGGGAAGAAUUGUGGUAUGUGAUAGAUGAACCGAAAGUUGAGCCAGUGACGCCGCAAUGGAUCAAAGAUGAUAAAAGGGCUCGCGCAACGAUUGGUCUUUGUGUUGAAGAAAACCAGUUCAGCAUCGUGAAGACAGCAGAUUCAGCAAAGGAAUUCUGGGAAAAGCUGCGAGCGUACCACGAAAAGGCAACAGUGACGUCUCGAGUGUCAUUGUUGAAGAAGCUUUGCAAUUUUAAUCUUGCCGAGAACGGUGAGAUGGAGAGUCACCUCAUGCAAAUUGAGGAAUUAUUCGAUCGCCUAACAACUGCGGGUCAAACAUUGGACGAAUCGCUCAAGAUUGCUAUGAUUCUGCGCAGCUUGCCAGAGUCAUACAAUGGGCUCGUGACAGCGUUAGAGUCGCGAGCGGAUUCCGACAUUACCAUGCAAUUGACUAAAGAAAAUACGGAAGAAUAUCGUCUAGAUGAUGGGGAAGAUGGCAGCGAAGAUGGUGUAUACUUUGAUACGAAUGAUACUGAGGAAACAGAAGAUUCCCUCGUGUUAUCAGAGGAUGACCACGAACAGCUGGAUGAAAAUGGUGUGGAAUCCGUAAGACGAUCCAGUCGAGUGAAUCGUGGUGCACUGCCUAGAAAGCUCAACGACUAUGUAGUAGGUGUUGCUACGCAUACGGUUGAUGAACCAACGAGCUUUAAAGAGGCAAUGAUAAGCGAAAAUCGAGCGUCAUGGAAACAAGCUAUGGACAGUUAG
This is a messenger RNA of Anopheles stephensi (Asian malaria mosquito), 1336 nucleotides long. RefSeq lists its product as uncharacterized. Bases 506 to 1336 code for a protein of 276 amino acids. The record is from RefSeq and is a predicted model, not a curated record. NCBI's taxonomy places the organism in Eukaryota, Metazoa, Arthropoda, Insecta, Diptera, Culicidae. The transcript has 3 exons.